Messenger RNA from Rubroshorea leprosula, 2339 nucleotides. The record is from the annotation of a GenBank genome assembly. NCBI's taxonomy places the organism in Eukaryota, Viridiplantae, Streptophyta, Magnoliopsida, Malvales, Dipterocarpaceae.
UUCAAAUUACCCCCAGCUCCUAAAAUUAUCUUUCCAAAAAGGCCACUUUACCAACCUAAACUCAACAUGCCUCCUAGAAGACAAAAUCCUCCUCGUCAAUGAGUUGUUCGAGACGUAGAGAUGGAAGAAUUAUGUCAACAAAUUCAAAGGCUUCAAGAGAGACUCGAAGCGUUUGAGGGUCAACAAGCUCAACACCCACCAGAUGAACCACACAAGUCAGAGGAAGAUACUGACAAUGAGAAUCCCUUCCAUCACCUAAAGAAUAAUGAAAGCUCAUCAUCAAUAGAAAGAGUUUGUUGUCGACAUCCCCAACAAAAUGUUGCUCCCAAAUCCACUAACCUUAGCAUCAACAUCGAUAUUUCAGAUUUUGAAGGUUGCCUUCAACAAGAUGAAUUUAUUGAUUGGUUACACACUGUGGAACCUGUGUUUGAACUCAAGGAUAUUCCUGACCACAAGCGUGUGAAACUCAUCGCCAUCAAAUUGAAAAAACAUGCAUCCAUUUGGUGGGAGAAUCUCAAACGUGGUAGCCAAGGGACCCAAGCCUCAAACAUUGUUGCUGAGACACCUGCCAAAGUUGAGAAGGAAGCUAGUUCAAGCCAUCCAGCCCAACCUAACACUCAAAAGUGUUUCAAGUGUCAAGGAUUUGGCCACAUUCCUCCGACUGUCCCAAUAGGAGAAUUAUCACCAUUAUCGGAAAAGAGAUUCAUGAAGUCUCAGAUGGUGAAGCAGAAAAGGAGCAUAGUGAUGAAACUAAGCCACAACUUGAGGAAGCACUCAUCGCAGUUGACCAUGGAUAAUCUUUGGUUUUAUAUGGUUGAGAAGCUAGGACUGCUAGUCAAAGAUCUUUCCCAUCCAUACAAGCUACAAUGGCUACAAAAUGGAAAUGAGCAAUUUGACAAAAAGGCUAUCCAUGAUGGCCAUGCCAACACCUACUUGUUUGUGAAAAAUGGUGUGCAAAUCAAGCUCACUCUCCUGAAGCCUAAAGAUUUACUUGAAAAGAAGGAUGAGGACAAGGCCUUAAUCUCUAGAUCAACCUUUCAGAAGUUGCAUCAAGAAUCGAGGAUAGCUUGUCUCUUACUAUUAUCUAAAGUGAAUGAUGCCACUUCCCCUUCUCUAGAGGAAAUUCGAUCUCUCCUUGAAGAAUUUUCUAAUGUUGUCCCUGACGAGAUCCCUCAUGGAUUACCGAUCAUAAGGAUUGAUCUCAAACUUGAGGACGAGUUUUCUCCAACCAAGGGAGAAUGCACCAAGAAAAAUGCAGCAAGCAUGCAGAAGCUACGUUGCAGCACCGCCAACUACAAUAGGCCAGUGCAACUUUGUCAAAAUGGCCACAAUGGGAUUUUAAAUCUCACCAAAAUCGGUGUUUCGGUAUCGGUUCCUGUGCCAGCCAAGCUCAAGAUCUGGAAUCUUGAUUUUCCAGAUUUGAUAGGGAACUCUAUUACAUCAGUGGUGCUCGCAGCACCACCAUGGUGGUUAAGCUGUUGGUAACGACUACCACUCCGGUGCGGGACACAAUUCGGAUCUCUUCAUUCUUCUAUUUCUUCCCAAUUUGUUUACUAUGUAAUUUUAUUUGUGAUGCUUUGAAUUAAUCUUUUAAACCAACUUGAUGUUUGAGUGGAUCUGUUUCCAUUUCUCAAUUUCUGUUUUGAUUUCUAUUUCAGUAGUGAGAUUGUUUUGAUGUUUGGGUGUUUUUGGGUGAAACAAAUAUUUGGGUCUACUUCGAAUAUUUUGUGUGUUAACAGAGGAAGAGAAAUAACUUUUGCUUUCUUUUGGUAGCUAUCCAUAUUCGAACAUUGUUGUGCUGCUUUGUUAGAAUGAGUAUUUUGCUUCCAAGCCUUUACAUUUUGUUGUGAUGAUGAUUUGGAAUUUGAACAUGUCGAACAUUUGUCUAUGAUGAUUUCUCUUGGUAUUUAAUUGACUGUGAUUGUUCUUGGUAUGCAAAUUUUGUUAAAUCCUUGCCAUGUGUUUGGUAAGCGACUGGGUUUUAGCUGUUGGAAAGUGCUUGCUUUUUGUUUGUUUUCAUUUAUGUGAGAAAAAGUUUUGGUUUAUGAAUUUUAGCUCACUAGUGGCUUUUCAUUGAAUCUUGGACACCUUAAGAAUGAAAUUUUUUUCUAUGAUUUUGUUUUAGUGAAGAAUAUAUGAUUCAAGCAGUGGAGUUGGUUAAAAUUUUGAUUUUGUUGCUUUAUUCUUGUUUGGUUACUGAGAAAGUGAAAGAAAAUUGAGGAGAAUUACAGCUUUCCAAAUCUGCCUAUUUUAUUGUUUCUUUAAAGUGUUUGUUGAUCGAAGCCCUAGCCAUGUUGGUCGAGGUUUCCAGAAACCACCACCACCAAUCCCUAGCCCAU